AUGGGGUUGAAGCUUCCUCCCCACGGCUUCAAAUUUACACCGAGUGACAAGCAGUUGCUUGAGGAUUUUCUGAGACCCAAGAUUCAGGGUACACUUCGUUGGGAUAUCAUCAAGGACAAAGAAAUUUACGGUCCGGACGCCAAUCCAUGGGAGAUUUUUAGUGACUCGUCGACUCAGUGGAUAACUUCUGGUAGUGAAAAAUCUGUUUAUGUCUUUUCUCAUCUGACAAAGAUAGCCGAUAAGGAAUCAUCUGGUACUGGUGGUAAUGAACACUAUGUUCGGAAAGCGGGUUGUGGUACAUGGCAUGUUGAAACAGGUCGCAAGAUCAUCGUGGAUGGGAAUAAUAAUCAUAUCGGGGAGAAGAGGAUGUUGGUCUUUCAGAUUAAUGAUGUUAAGGGAUUAACGGAGGGAGAUAGAAAGUACUGGAAGAUGCACGAGUACUUUUUGAAGGGAUAUGAAGAUUAUGUGGUUUGUCAGAUUACUUCGGAUGUGUCGAAAAGAGCCAAGGUGUACACCAAAGAUGUUUCGGGAACCAAGUCUAAAGCCAACAAGAAAAUUGCUGCGACUCGUACAACUAAGUCUAAGGAUGAGAAGGGAAAUCAGGGAUGUCAUGAAGAGAAGACUGAGAUGAUGAGCUAUCAAAAUCUGCUGGCCCCAAUGAAUUCCUUGUGUCUCGGUGGUUCUGACCAAGCGGCAAUCAUAUACCAAGGCAUGCCAGUACAAUAUAAUGGGGCAGGGGGUGUGAAUUCCAGUGUGGAAGAACAAGAGGCAGAGGCUCAGGGGUUAGAAGUACUUCAUGAUCAUCAGAGACUCAACAAUCAAGAAGCCGCCCAGCCAGUGAUACCGAGUACAGGUGGGGGUAUUGAGAACCUGGGGAGCAACGGUGGAUCUCAUGACGAAGCAUAUCUUGACUUGGAGGACUUGUUUGGUGGUGAUUUCUGGCCGAAUGUUGACAAUCUGCUGAUGGAUGACCCGAUGUCCAACGAUAAUGUACCUUUGAACUUUGAGGGUUUGUUUGAUGCAGCUGGUUCUUGGUCAGAUAAAAAUUUGGAGGAACCUGGGCAGGUCAGCAACAACGUGCAGGAGCAGCAGCAGCAGCAGCAACAACAACAACAACAGGCCGCUACGCGAAUGAACAUGAGUUGCAUGUUGGGGAAAAGGCCAUCAUUUGAAGCUCAAGAAGCAGGACCUAUCAAAAAGUCUCGCAUCUGA
Molecule: messenger RNA, 1212 nt
Organism: Daucus carota subsp. sativus
Lineage: Eukaryota; Viridiplantae; Streptophyta; Magnoliopsida; Apiales; Apiaceae
Product: NAC domain-containing protein 55-like
Exons: 1
Coding region: 1-1212 (403 amino acids)
Biological process (GO): system development; regulation of DNA-templated transcription
Molecular function (GO): DNA binding
Source: RefSeq, a predicted model, not a curated record